Messenger RNA from Labrus mixtus (cuckoo wrasse), 3455 nucleotides. It is a transcript of the gene wdsub1, whose product is annotated as WD repeat, sterile alpha motif and U-box domain containing 1. Bases 51 to 1511 code for a protein of 486 amino acids. The record is from RefSeq and is a predicted model, not a curated record. Gene Ontology annotation, molecular function: protein binding; ubiquitin-protein transferase activity. The transcript is spliced from 12 exons. Lineage: Eukaryota; Metazoa; Chordata; Actinopteri; Labriformes; Labridae. Gene Ontology annotation, biological process: protein ubiquitination.
GUUUUUUUUCUUCUCAUUUUAAAUGUUAACUUCAGGCACCAGCUCUCCAAAUGACCUCUCUGAUUUGCACUUUGCAAGACCACCAAGACGAUGUCAACUGGUGUGCCUUCUCCGGCAACCUGCUUGCUACAUGUUCAGGCGAUAAAACACUCCGGGUUUAUAACACGCGGGACUUCUCGGAGCUUCCCUUCUCGCCGCUGUCGGGACACGGCUACAGCGUCCACUGCUGCUGCUUCAGCGCCUGUGGACAGUUUCUUGCCUCGUGUUCAACUGAUGCUACCACGGUCGUCUGGUCCAUGGCCUCUGGUGAGAUUGAAGCCGUCCUCGAGCAUCCUGGUCGCAGUCCCGUGAGGAUCUGUGCCCUCUCUCCUGACUCUGCACACCUGGUCUCUGGUGCAUCUGACGGCACUUUAGCUCUGUGGGAUUUCCCCUCCAAACAGCUUCGUAGGACUGGAGCUAUGAAUGACACGACGUUGGUCGCCUGCUCCUUCAGCCCCUGUAGUCAGGUGUUCAUGACGGGUUCCACCUAUGGAGACCUGCGCCUGUGGGACCUGGACAUGAGGCAGCUCCACGCAGAGAAGAAUGCACACGACCUGGGAGUCACCUGCUGCACCUUCGCUCCCAGCAUCCUCAGUGGUGGUCAAGUCGUGCAGUUUCGUCUGGCGUCCUGUGGGCAGGACAGUCAGCUGAAGAUCUGGGCCAUUAACAAGUUCAGCUCUGGAGGCUAUAGGAUGCAGCUCCUGCACACACUAACCGGCCAGUCAGCUCCAGUCCUCUCCUGUGCGUACUCAUCAGAUGGACAGCUGCUUGUUUCUGGCUCUGUGGACAAAACUGUCACAGUCUACGAUGCUAACAAUGCAGCUCUGCUCUACACACUGAACCAGCAUGAGAGGUACGUGACAGCAUGUUCCUUCUCUCCGACUGCACCUCUCAUUGCUACAGGAUCCAUGGAUAAGACUGUAAACAUCUGGAGGCUGGAGGACGGAUGCAGAGGCAGUGAUGGGAAACCAGUAUCAGGGAAGUCUGCUCGGACAUCAAGUGAAGGGAGGACGUCAGCAGGCCGAUCCAAGCUGUUGGUAGGGGAUUGGUCGGAGGAGGAUGUGUCAGCGUGGCUCGUGGAGGAAGGCCUCGAGGGAUUGGUGGACAAAUUCACAGCCAACAACAUAGACGGGACGGAGCUGCUCUGCCUCACCAAGGAAACACUGGCGUCAGAGCUGCACAUAGAGUCUGUGGGCCUGCGUAAUAAACUCCUGCGGAAGGUGGAGGAGCUAAAGACUGAUUCAGUGUGUUCAGGCACUCCUGAUGAGUUCCUGUGUCCAAUCACCAGAGAGCUAAUGAGGGAGCCAGUCAUCGCUGCGGAUGGAUACUCGUAUGAAAGAGAAGCCAUCGAGAGCUGGAUCAACACCAAGAACCGCUCCAGCCCCAUGACCAACCUCCCCUUACUGACCACCCUGCUCACCUCCAACCACACUCUGAAGAUGGCCAUCGGCCGCUGGAAGACCAGCCACUAGCAUCUGAGAGAGCUCUGAUCCAUAGUGUCUGUAUAUUUCAGGAGACAGAGACUAGAACACGGUGCUCACAGGGAUGCCAGAACAUUUCAGGUAUAGGUGUUUAGUCACGUUUGAGGCUUCUGUACGAAGCUACAUUUUGGACUGGAAAGGAUCAGUAAGGUUUCAUUUAAUUUACAAGUUGUUUGCUUGCAUUUGAUUUUGGAUCUCAGAGGAGUGCUCCCUGGUCCUCCUGAUGGAUACUUCUUUAAGUAGCCAUAAGAAAUGUUUUUAUUUAGACUAACCUUUAUAGCAAGCUUCAGAUCUUUCUGUCCCCCCCCCCCCCGCAACUUAUCUGUUUUGGUUCUUUCUCACUGCUGCACUUCCUUCUCAGCACCAAACAGAACACAAGACACAGCAAAAGACUAGCGGGUGAAUAUUGUUCCUACAUUUGCCGUGACUUUUCCAAAACUGAUUAUGACGCUUCUCAAUUGCUUGAUGAGUAAAAAAGCAACUUUGGUGAACAAGUUCAACAUAUAAACUUAAAUCACGGUAAUAUUUUAAUAUGUGCAAAUGUUUACGCUGCCUUCAAGUUGUCAAAUAAAUCUGUUACUGCAGGUUAAAUGUUCACUGGUAUGUCUGCUCUUGUCUACCAACUCAAAAUAAGACACCUUUGUGUGUUUGCCUUGUUUUUUUUUAAAGAUUUAUUUUUGGGCUUUUGUGCCUUUAAUGGCGAGAUAGGACAGUGGACAGAGACGGAAAUCAGGGAGAGAGAGUGGGGAUUGACAUGCGGGAAAGGAGCCACAGGUUUGAUUUGAACCCGGGCCGCCCACAUUGAGGACUACAGCCUCCAUACAUGGGGCGCACGCACCAACCACUGCGCCACCAGUGCCCCGUGUUUGCCUUGUUGAGUGUUAAGUGACAUUAACUUUAGAUUUAGAUUUAGACUAGAGUGUUGUUAAAUUAAAGUUGUCAUUGUUGUUGUGUAUCCAUGCAGCUACAUCUGAAAACAUUUGAAAUAAAAGGCCUUUAUAGUGGGAAAAAACUGUGACAGGGUUAAAGUUCAAAGAACAUUUAGUUUUGUAUUCAUUACAAUUUACUCGUUGAAUAACCAAAAAGCAACUAUCUUAAGCCAAACUGGACUUAAGACUGGGGCGUCGAUUCUCAGUGGAUUCAGAAGGCCUGACAUAAAACAUCAACUUCAGGGCGCCGGUAGCCUAGUGGUUAUUGCAAGUGCACAAUGUGCAGACGCUAUGGUCCUCCCAGCGGGCGGUCCGGGUUUGAAUCCAACCUGUGGCAUCUUCCCUUACUCUCUCUUUCUCCAAUUUCUGACUCUAUCCACAAUCCUAUCUCUGAUAGUUAGGCAUACAAAGCUUAACAAUAUACCCCUGCUGACUCUGUGCUAAUGUUAGAAUUAAGUUCAUUGGAGAAAGAAGAGUAAUGCCACUAUAAUGUAGCAUCUUUAGGUAAGCACUACACACAGCUGUUUUUCAGAUUUACCAUUGAGGGAGCUUGCCUUGUAUAAACCCUAUGGGAGUAGUGCUUGGCCAAAGAGAGUUCAACAUAAAUGAGGACAUUUCUGCAUUAUUCAGAUUGUAUUGCCUAUAUGUAUUUCAUUUGUAAUGGCUUACUUUUAUUGAUUGAUUAAUUGCUUUGUUUUACUGUGAAAGGAAAAGUCUAUUCAUGUAGCUGGUGCAACUCUUUGUUUGUGAUUCUAUUGUGGAUUACGUGCUGAAAGAAGUAGCUGUAGAGAAAUGUAGUCCUUCAUGUAUAUUUUAUUAUACCACAGUAAUGAUGUGGUAACAUUCUGUAAUCCACUGUAUGACUCUGAAGAGGUUAUACGACCGGGAUGGACAUACGGCGAUGUAAGAGGUCUCUUAAGGUUUGUUAUCCUCCACUGUCGUCCAAAUAAACACUUCAUAUGAAUACGUUCUCUGCUAUGCAAAAAUAAAUAACAUAUACUGUGAA